Molecule: messenger RNA, 1887 nt
Organism: Colletes gigas
Lineage: Eukaryota; Metazoa; Arthropoda; Insecta; Hymenoptera; Colletidae
Gene: hd
Product: protein downstream neighbor of son homolog
Exons: 7
Coding region: 139-1887 (582 amino acids)
Biological process (GO): nuclear DNA replication
Cellular component (GO): nucleus
Source: RefSeq, a predicted model, not a curated record
UCUGGCAUCUCUGGAUGCACCCGGUGCCCGAUCUAAUAACAUUGGUGUACGGUGUACGUGCAUCUUACUUUUAUUGGCGGGUUAAAAAAAGUUUAUUUGACUGACAACCCGAUAUGAUAACAACAUUUUAAAUAACGCAUGUCGAAACCUAUUCUACACUCGCCAAUGACGGAUCCAGAAAAUUUACACGCAUCGGAAUGGAAGAGGCCGGAUCAAGUAAUGCAGUUACAUCGCUUAAAAGUGAAAAAGCGUGCGCUUCAAGCACGCAUAAACAACAUACCUAUUAAUAGAGAAAUUUUGCAAUUGGAAUCUACAUUUGUACCUAAGAAAUGCAACCUUAAUUCUAGUAACUAUGUAACUGAAAAACGUAAAAAUCCUUUUGCGCAAGAAGAAACAAAUAAAAGAAUUGCUAUAUCAUCCUCAGACCUAGAAACUAGUAGUGAUAAUACAUUGUUUGAAUUAUUGAAAAUUCAAGCUCCAAAAAAAGAAACGGUAGAAAAUUCGAUAGCUGACUCUCCUUUGACAUUUUGUAAUGUACUUUCAAAGUUAGAAGGAAACAAGACUGUUCCAAAUCUAGAAACACCAAAAGGUGAAAAAUAUAUUCCGGUAGACUGGACUUUAAAGACCAAAAUGAGAUUUAUGUCUCCAAAACCAUUCCCAUGGAAUUCUAAAUUAAAAACUAGCGAAGAAGCUUCUGGUACGACUGGUUUUGUAAGAUGUUUGGAUAUCAGUGAACAACAUUCAACCUUAGAUACUAGUCCAAAUGCAAGGCUGCACAAAUGUUGUUUAACAUGGCAACAUCCUUCGUUACCAUGGUUAGAAUUAUUUCCUCGCUCUGCUGGCAAAGUGGGUGCUAACUUAACGAGUAAUUUGUCAAUAAUGAAUAAUGUACUUGUCAGAGAUGCUUUAUAUAAAGACUGGAGCGAGAGCUUUAGGUCGCUCUUCCAUUUAUUAAGAGCUCAACAAUGUCCAUACUUUUAUGUUUGUGCAAAUAACUUUACUGUAUUAUUUCGUGCCGGCGGAAUUUGUGGAAUAUCCGAAGCUCAUGCAUUUUUGACUCCUACUACACGGGGUUUUCGACAAUUGUUAAAACAAGAAGAAAUAGAAUAUUCAAUGCCUCUUAGUAAGGAUUUUAAAAGGAGAUCAGGUACAACUGAUUCAGGGUGUGAAACCUUGGAUUCUACUACAUCAUGUUCCACAACACAAUCAAAGAACGUAGAAAACGAAACUCCCGAGGACGACGAGGAUGAAACGCAAGAUGAAUGGUUACAGAGUUUAGGAGUUGAAAAUUCCGAAAUCCUUAGAAUUAGUAAUUCUCAGGUGCGAAUGACGUUAGAAAAAGAAACUGAAGUAGACAAUUUGAAACACUCUCUUAUUUUCGUCAAAGGAGUAGAGGCACAAGGUUUAUUUAAUUUUCUAAUUAACUGUAAAUCUGCUAUUACAAUAACUGGCCCUUUAGCUGGAGUGCCACCAACUCUUUUAGCACCCAUAGCUUUUCAUGGUGCUACAUUAAAACCAAUUAAGGUUAAAGAGAGCAUAGUACGCGUAGAGAACGAAAGGUAUUUUUCGUUGGAACUGAAAGGAGCCCUUUUACCGCAUGUAUUACCUUCUCUUUGCUCUUUAAUGAAAUCUAGUCAGUUAGAACAAUUUUCUGCAAGCUGUGCUCAAUUAUACACAACAACUCCAUUUUCAGCAGCAAAAGAUGGACUCGAAGGAACAGAAUCAGAAAAUGCGACCAAGAAGCCACCAAAUGUAUUCGGUAAAGAGAAUUUGAGCGAUUGCGGAUUCAACGACGAAUUAUUAAAACAUUUUUGCAGCCCAGAUUCAACACAUAUUCAAAUUUUAGAAAAUAUUAAAUUUUCGAAUAAUUUGUAUACGUGGUCUUGA